Cyclopterus lumpus (lumpfish) is the source of this 2705-nucleotide messenger RNA. RefSeq names its product solute carrier family 1 member 6 (gene slc1a6). Gene Ontology annotation, biological process: L-glutamate transmembrane transport. The transcript has 10 exons. Gene Ontology annotation, cellular component: plasma membrane. Gene Ontology annotation, molecular function: L-glutamate transmembrane transporter activity; neutral L-amino acid transmembrane transporter activity; glutamate:sodium symporter activity. NCBI's taxonomy places the organism in Eukaryota, Metazoa, Chordata, Actinopteri, Perciformes, Cyclopteridae. Bases 40 to 1728 code for a protein of 562 amino acids. The record is from RefSeq and is a predicted model, not a curated record.
CAAGAGACCUGCCUCCUGGACCAGGUGCUGGAGCUGAUUAUGAAUGAGAAGCCCCCCACCAGUGCCAGUCUUUUCCUAAACGAGGACGCGGAAAGACCCCCAAUUCCAGAGAGAGGAGACUUGAGGAGACGCCUCCACAGGGCCAUGGAGAGGAAAGCCAGCAGCUUGAAGGAGAGGAUGAGCUCUGUCAGUCGGGAAAGCGUCAAAGGUUUCCUCAAGAGGAACUUGUUUGUUCUUUUCACUGUUGCCGCCGUGGCUCUGGGUGUAAUCCUGGGCUUUGCUCUUCGCCCCCACAACCUGUCCCUGAGAGAGGUCAAGUACUUUGCCUUUCCAGGGGAGCUUCUGAUGAGAAUGCUGCAGAUGCUGGUGUUGCCUCUCAUCGUCUCCAGUCUGGUCACAGGCAUUUCCUCCCUGGACAGCAAAGCGUCAGGUAAGAUGGGUAUGCGUGCAGUGGUCUACUACAUGGUGACAACCCUGAUUGCCGUUUUCAUCGGCAUCGUUACCGUGAUAAUCAUCCGGCCGGGGAAAGGCAGCAGGGACAGUCCUGUAGCCAACAGUGGGAACAUAGAACCAGUUCAAGCUACUGACGCGUUCCUGGAUCUCAUCAGGAACAUGUUUCCUCCCAAUCUGGUCGAGGCUUGUUUCAAGCAGUAUAAAACUGUGUACAAGAGGACUGUGCACACAAGGAACGUGACAGUGACCCUGAACCUCACUGAUUCUCUCAACGUGACAGAGUCUGACCUGAGUGUGAACCUCAGCAGGGUGCUGCACACCAUACAGGAGACAUUGGAGGAGACUGUCCCUGUGUCCGGGUCCUCUAAUGGCGUGAACGCUCUGGGUUUGGUGGUUUUCUCCAUGUGCUUCGGUCUGGUCAUUGGCAGCAUGAAGCAGCAGGGCCAGGCCCUCAGGGACUUCUUUAACAGUCUCAAUGAAGCAAUCAUGAGGCUGGUGUCCAUCAUCAUCUGGUAUGCUCCAGUCGGCAUCCUGUUCCUGAUUGCAGGGAAGAUUGUGGAGAUGAAGAAUCUGGCGGAGGUGGGCGGUCAGCUGGGGAUGUACACCGUGUCGGUCAUUGUGGGUCUCCUAAUCCACGGCCUCUUUGUCCUGCCACUGCUCUACUUCCUGGUGACCAGGAAGAAUCCCUACAGCUUUAUCGGUGGUCUUCUGCAGGCGCUCAUCACUGCUCUGGGAACCUCAUCUAGCUCUGCUACCCUGCCCAUCACUUUCCGCUGUCUGGAGGAGAACAAUCGUGUGGAUAAACGAGUGACACGUUUCAUCCUCCCUGUGGGUGCAACCAUCAACAUGGAUGGCACCGCCCUCUACGAGGCUGUGGCAGCCAUCUUUAUUGCCCAAGUCAAUGACAUGGAUCUAAACUUUGGUCAGAUUCUGACCAUCAGUAUCACAGCAACUGCUGCCAGCAUCGGAGCAGCAGGCAUCCCUCAGGCUGGCCUGGUUACCAUGGUGAUCGUAUUGACAUCGGUGGGACUGCCCACGGAGGACAUAACACUGAUCAUCGCUGUGGAUUGGUUCUUGGACCGCUUACGGACCACCACCAACGUGCUGGGUGACUCCCUCGGGGCGGGAAUCGUGGAGCAUCUUUCCCGUGGAGAGCUGCAGAGUCAGGAUGCUGAGGUGCGCAACUCUGUCAUCGAGGAGAAUGAGAAGCCCUACCAGCUUAUCUGUCAGGAGAAUGAUUCACUCAACCACCGCAACAGCGAGACCACAAUGUGAAGACAAGAGCGACACCCUUCAGGGCUCCAUGUACCAGAAGCAUUUAGCUAGAAGGUUGUCUUGCAAUGGUGCAGGGACAGUCUUGGAAACAUGACAGGUAAUGGUGAGCUCAGCCAGUGCUCGGGGUUCGAAAAAUAAUUUUUGCAGUUGCAGUGCAAACUUCUCUUGUUUCAGCUUCUUGGUGACAGGAAACACGUACACAUGCUGUCAGGAAGAGAAAACACCACUGUUCAUAAAAAAAGUAAACCAGCUGAUUUUCCUCUGUGAAUAUUUCAAUCUGCAUACUUUCUGUUGCAUGACUUAACAUUAAUACAUUUCAUUAUUUUGUAAACACUUGUUCUUUGUCAUUCUCAUUACGACUACCUCUAAUAAGACGUAUAUAUGGAGAUUCUAUAAUGCUACACGCAGAAAUACUAAAUGGAGCAUAUCAGCAGGAUAUUAAUAUAUCUGUCUUAGACAUGUUUUAAUUAUUUGUAUGUUAUUUAAUUUUACUUGACAAUUUAAUUGUACAAUAUUGAAUAUAUGACUGUUAAACAUUGGAGAUGAUGUGAAGGAGAAUCUUUGCUUUACUUUCUAUUUUAAGUAACUUGUUAGAAUGUUUUUCACUCAGUGCUUUCUUAUAAAUAUUAUAUUGGUGUGUAUUUUCUGUAUUUCUUUGGUGCUAUUGCUUUUACAUGUUGGGUAAAGGACUGUACUGCUACACAGCAAAUUAAUGGGAAUAUCUGUAGUAUGAUGCCAGGUUAAGUAAAUAAGUUAUCCCUUUUCCUUUUUCUUCAGUGAAGGUUCUAGUUAGUUUUUGAUUUAUCUUACAUUGGAUCUUUAAAAAAAAAAAAAAUUACAGAUUUAUAAAGUACAAACAAAUGCAGUUUCAAGACCAUAAGAUGAUUUUAGUUGUUUCAACGACAUCAGUACAUCUUUGUACCCUCCUGUUUUUCUGCUAUAUAAUACUAACGUUUAAUUUUUUUAUAUCUUGACUG